AUGAUUUUUGCAGAAGCUGUAAUAAUAUCCUUAAUAUUCUUAGUUAGGAGAAGACGAUGAAUAUGUACGACUUCAAAAAAUAAGUUUGGGAAUAAAGGAAGUUUCUUUGAACUUGAGAAACAUGUAAAUAAUCACAGAUCAUAACAUCUUAAAAUCAAGUUUAUAUUUAUAACCUAUAUUGAGUGAUUUGUUCUUAUCCUUUCUAAUAGGCAAGCAUUGAAUUACUGAUUUCAGCUUUCUUUGAUUAUUUUAAACAUAAGUUAUUCCUUUUCGCUUUUUAUAGAGCACUCUAAGAUGUAAGUGAACUAUAAGAAUACAGAGAAUUUUUAGGCACUAGGAGUACUAGAAGUUUAAAGAUGACAUUUAAGUAUAUAUAGAUAUAAAUACAUAGCGGAAAUGUUAAUAAGAUUAUUGAAGAAUAAUAAAAAUAGGGGUCUAUACCAUUUUCGAAAUAAGUCAUAGAGAAAUUGUUAAUAGCUAAAAGAUUCGCUUGUUCUUACUUGAAGAGAUUCUUUUUAUUGGCAAUUCAACUCAAUGUGGAUUUGGAAGAAAUGUCAAUAAUUUUUAAACAGUUCAUUAUUCACACUCGAUGUCACAGAUUUUAGUAAUAAUUGAUUGAUUAGUUCUUCGAUUGUAAAUAGAGUAUAUUUUAUGAAUUUCCAUGGAAGAAUAAAUAUGAUUAAGAAUUAGACGAUUGUAAUAUUUAUUAUAUAUAAAUUUAGUUUGCAAUAGAUGGACAAUUGAGGUUGCUCCUAAGUGGGUUUUAGACAGAAAAAAGUCAAUGUCUUCAUUCAAUUACAUAGGAACUGAAAAACAAAUUAAAACUGAAUAGGAUGAUGAAUAUAUAACACCAGCCAGUAAAGUAGAAUCUGUUGCUGAUUAUGUUGAAAUUAUGCAAAAGAUAAUCUGUAAACCCAUAGAAAUGGUUACUCAACAUGACCAACUCUAACUACAUAAUAACGAUAACAUAGAGAUACUAAUUAAAUUUAUAAUCAAUCCUCUAGAAACAGAACUUAUAGAUGAUUGGGUAUUAUUUGUAUUACUAUCUUAAGGGUCUAUUAUUUUAAAAGAAGGAUAUAGAUACCAAUGAUUACAAAACUACAUUUAAAUCUAGUACCAUACCUAUGGAUUAUUUGAAUACAGUGCGAUCUUUCAAAAGUCUUUAAUUUUUGACCUAAAAAGUUAAUCACUCUAGAUUUUAUUUGACAAUUCAAGAUAUGACUCCCAAAAUAUGUAUCAUUUAAUUCUUAUCCUUUUAUAGUUGAAUAAAUUUUAGAGAGCCUCAACACUUAAUCAAUUCAAUUGAAUUUAAAUCAUUUAGCUAUUUUAAUUGAUCAAUUAUUGCUUAUUUGUCCAAAAGCUAGUGUAUUGAAGAUCAUCGAAUUCGAUUUUCUAUUCUUGUUUUUAUAAUAUUCAAGCAAUCCAUUCAUUGAAUCUUUGAUAAUUGAUAUUUUAGACUUAACUGUUGAUAAAUAUAAACUCGGUUUUUUUAUUUAAAAAUAGAUUUGGAAGUACGUUUUGGAGACUAAAUGGAUAGAAUAUUUAAGUAAUGCUAUAUUCCAAUAAAAUUACUCUAUUGCCAAUUAAAAGUUUCCUUUAACAGAGAAGAACGAAGAAAAAUAACAAAUACUUAACUUUCUAUCAAAAUUCAAAGAUGUUCAAAAGCCUAUUGAAAUUGUUAAAAUCAGUACAUUAGAUGAAUUUAUUGGACCAUUAGGAGGAUCAGCCAAUUAAGACAAUUUAGAAGAACAUAUCCAAUAUCCUGAAAAUAUAUCUUAUGCUUAAUUAUUAGAAAAUGAUGUAGAUGCAAUAAGAGCAUAUUUAGAUGAAAGAAGAGUGCAUAAAUCAAUUAACUACAGUAGAAAGCAAAGUAGGAAAGUAGAAUCUCAGAUGACAACAUAUCGUACACCUACUGUUUCACAUAGUCGUAACAUAAGUCUCAAUGUACCCACUCUUCCAUCGAUUAACACUCCAAAAUCAGUGUCUAAUAAAUAGAGUGAAGUGUAAUCUGUAUUUAAUGACUCUAAAUCAAAAAGGGGAAGUGUUGAGAAAUUAGACAAACAUGAGAAAUCGGUGAGUUCUAAAACAUCAUUAUGGGCUUAAAAUCUUUAAUAGACUUCCAGGUCUUCAUUGUCAUCAGAGACUGGAUUUUCAAGUAGUAAACUUAUAAUGCUUUACCCUUCAGGUAAUCAAAAAGCAAAUCCAAGUUAAUUUGAAAUAAAUUCAUCUGAAUUUUAUUUUAAUGCUAAUACAUUUGAGCAUCUCAUAAACUUAUUAGAAAAAAUAGUAAAUGUGAUUUGGAUCCAUUAAAUGAGAAAUUAAACGAAUGGAGAAAACUUUUGUAAUUUGGUAUUAAAUUAAGACUUAGUGCUUUCUUUAUUUAAAUUUUAUUUAUAUGAAAUAAAUCUGAAGAAAGAUAUAAGUUACCAAUGUGGUAAAAUAAUAAAUUCAAUUUACUAUCUUGCUAAAAGAUAUGGAAAUGCUGAAUAAUAAGAAUUUUUAAGGGAGAUUUUCUAUUCAGUAAUAGAAUAUCUGAAUAAAAUCAUCAUUAACUUGAACAGGCAAAACUUUGAUUUGAAUUUUACUUCUCAAUUUACUUUGUUUCAAACAAUCAGCAAUGGAUUUGCCAUCUUUGAACCUUAUGAUGCAACAAAACUAAAUAGAAAUAUCUAUAAAUUCUUAAGUGAAACAACCAUCCAUUUAUACAUUAUUUUUUUCUUUAAGAGCAAACAAAAUUCUCUAUAUCAAUAUCAGUUUGUUGAAUUCAUAAAUAUGAUCUUUGAAAAGGCUCCUACUUACUUACUUUAAAAUAUCUUAUUUAAUGUUGGAUUAAUCAGUUCCCUCUAUAAUGCAUAUACAACCUUCUAUGCAAAUGGCUUUAAGAGUCACAGCUACAACGAAAGCUUAUUUUACUAUAUUACUAAGUUGAUAAGCAUAAUUCAUGGGAAUUUAAAUGCAAGAGAAUUAACUGUAAUUUUGAGUUCUUUGCAACCUCUUGAUUCUUGGAAAUGUUUGAUGAAAACCCUCCCUAAUGGCUAAGUUUUAAAAGAGAAGAAAUUGAAAACCUUGGAAGCUGAAUUACAAAAAUCUAUUCUUGAAUCUUAACACAACAGCAGACAAUCUGUUUUGAAUGAAAGCCGAGCAUCAAUAAGUAUAACUCUUAAUAAUAGAAAGUAUAAAUAAAUAUUAUUCUUAGACUUUCAUAAAAAUAAUCAACACCUCAAAAACUCACUGCCAGAAUUUAAUAACUUUAAUAAAAAAGUAUAUCAAGUUAGUCCUCAUCCUAACUAGCCUACUGA
This is a messenger RNA of Paramecium octaurelia, 3299 nucleotides long. Lineage: Eukaryota; Ciliophora; Oligohymenophorea; Peniculida; Parameciidae. The record is from the annotation of a GenBank genome assembly.